AUGUGGCCCACAAAGACAAGGCUAGAUAACCAGACCCUCUCCAGGGAGGUUAAUAAACUGUCCGAAUUGGAAAGCGGGGCCGCCGCUGACACCCCUCCGCUGGAGACCCUGAGCUUUCAUGGCGAUGAAGAGAUUAUCGAGGUGGUAGAACUGGAGCCUGGUCCACCGGAUGAUCUGGCCCAGGAGAUGGAAGAUGUGGAUUUUGAGGAGGAGGAAGAGGAAGAAGAGGGCAACGAGGAGGGCUGGGUUCUGGAACCCCAGGAGGGGGUGGUCGGCAGCAUGGAGGGCCCUGACGACAGUGAGGUCACCUUUGCCUUGCACUCAGCCUCAGUAUUUUGUGUAAGCCUGGACCCCAAGACUAACACCUUGGCAGUGACGGGCGGUGAAGACGACAAGGCCUUUGUGUGGCGGCUCAGCGAUGGCGAGCUGCUCUUUGAGUGUGCAGGCCAUAAAGAUGUAACUCGUGCGGGAUUCAGCCAUGACUCUACCUUAGUGGCCACGGGGGACAUGAGUGGCCUCUUGAAAGUGUGGCAGGUGGACAACAAGGAAGAGGUGUGGUCCUUUGAGGCGGGAGACCUGGAGUGAAUGGAGUGGCACCCUCGGGCACCUGUCCUCUUAGCGUGCACGGCUGAUGCAAACACCUGGAUGUGGAAGGUCCCAAAUGGUGACUGUAAGACGUUCCAGGGUCCCACCUGCCCCGCCACCUGUGGCCACGUCCUCCCUGAUGGGAAGAGAGCUGUGGUUGGCUACGAAGAUGGCACCAUCAGGAUUUGGGACCUGAAACAGGGCAACCCCAUUCAUGUGCUAAAAGGGCCUGAGGGUCACCAGGGUCCUCUGACCUGUGUGGCCACCAAUCAGGAUGGCAGCCUGAUCCUGACUGGCUCUGUGGACUGCCAGGCCAAGCUGGUCAGUGCCACCACUGGCAAGGUUGUGGGUGUCUUCAGACCUGAGACCGUGGCCUCCCAGCCCAGCCCAGGUGAAGGCGAGGAGAGCGAGUCUAACUCAGUGGAGUCGCUGGGCUUCUGCAGUGUGAUGCCCCUGGCCGCUGUCGGCUACCUGGACGGGACCUUGGCCAUCUAUGACCUGUCUACACAGACCCUCAGGCACCAGUGUCAGUACCAGUCCGGGAUCGUGCAGCUGCUGUGGGAGGCAGGUACUGCCGUGUUCUACACCUGCAGCCUGGAUGGUGUGGUGCGCCUCUGUGAUGCCCGGACUGGCCGCUUGCUCACAAAUUACCGGGGUCACACGGCUGAGAUGCUGGACUUUGCCCUCAGCAAAGAUGCCUCCCUGGUGGUGACCACGUCAGGAGACCACAAAGCGAAAGUCUUUUGUGUCCAGAGGCCUGACCGCUAAUGGCUACAGCUUCUGGCCUUGUGUCACCAGCAGAGGCGGAGGGGUACAGAGGGGUAUGGUGGGGGCCUGGCCCCACUUUCCAGCCCCUCCAUCUGGCCUGCCCCUCUCUAUCCUCUCCUCCUCCUUAGACCCCACCCCUACCCCAGGGUGCUCCCUCCCCUGGUGCAGACCCAGUGACCCUGGGUAUAUGUGUGUUGGGGGGCGGGGGACAGGUCUCUUUCUCUCUCUCUCUCAUUUGCUGGUGUGAGCAUUGCAAGGCUGUGUGUUUGCAAGUGGGGAAUAGAUGGCGGGGGUUCCCGUUCCUUCCCUCCCUGA
Messenger RNA from Ochotona princeps (American pika), 1668 nucleotides. Its product is annotated as angio-associated migratory cell protein-like. The record is from RefSeq and is a predicted model, not a curated record. Gene Ontology annotation, molecular function: protein binding. Gene Ontology annotation, cellular component: cytosol. Lineage: Eukaryota; Metazoa; Chordata; Mammalia; Lagomorpha; Ochotonidae.